Astyanax mexicanus (Mexican tetra) is the source of this 4724-nucleotide messenger RNA. RefSeq names its product POZ/BTB and AT hook containing zinc finger 1 (gene patz1). The transcript has 5 exons. Gene Ontology annotation, molecular function: protein binding. NCBI's taxonomy places the organism in Eukaryota, Metazoa, Chordata, Actinopteri, Characiformes, Acestrorhamphidae. The record is from RefSeq and is a predicted model, not a curated record. The coding region runs from base 422 to 2443 and encodes 673 amino acids. Gene Ontology annotation, biological process: regulation of immune system process; regulation of cytokine production; negative regulation of transcription by RNA polymerase II.
UCAUAACGGCCCGGCGGGCGGGGGGGGUUUAGAAACCAGGAAGAUGAACAAUGUGUAAAAAACGUAGAGUAUAAAGCUUUAUUCCGAUUGAGCGAAGGAGCCGCUAACGCGGGCAAAGCGCGCCGGGUGUGCGCGGCACUGACACGAAGCGAAUUCAUUCAUUUUUCCCUGCGGGCGAGAAAACAAAACAAGGACGGACACCCCCCCCCCCUCCAAAUAAAGGGUAAAGUUCACAGGAAGCUGGGGGGCUGCCAUUUUUUCGCCUUGCUAACAUGUUAGAUGCUAAAGCGGAGAGGGGUGCUCGCCGUUAGAAAGGAAAAAACGCUGUUUUUGUCGGGUUUGUCUUCAGCCUGGGCGCCGGCUGGUUUCUCGCAGCGCUUUGUCCUAUGCAUUAGGUGUUCGCUGUCUGAACGCGGGCGGUAUGGAGAGGACCGAGCAGCCGUGGAAUUCCUCCUACACGUACCAGGUGAGCAAGCACAGCGCCGAGAUGCUCCACAACCUUAACAGCCAGAGAAAAGAUGGAGGCAGGUUCUGCGACGUGAUCCUGCGCGUCGGCGAGGAGAGCUUCCCCGCGCACAAGGCCGUGCUGGCGGCAUGCAGCGAGUACUUCGAGUCGGUGUUCAGCUGUCCGGCGGAGGGCGACGACGGCGAGGGCAAGGAGCUGGAGAUGCACACCAUAAACCCCAAAGUUUUCCGCGACAUCCUGGACUUCGCGUACACCUCGCGGAUCGUGGUGCGCCUCGAGUGCUUUCCGGAGCUCAUGACGGCUGCCAAGUUCCUGCUCAUGCGCUCCGUCAUCGAGAUAUGCCAGGAGGUGAUCAAGCAGUCCAACGUGCAGAUUCUCGUCCCUCCUUCGCGGGGAGGAGGAGGAGGCGGAGGGGAGCACAGCUUUCCCCGCGCCGCCAACCACGACCUGUCAAACCCGCCGCAUUUAUUGGACGUGGCUAACGGCGCCGUGUUCGCUGAUCCCGGGCCCCCGCGGUGCGUUGUUGUUGACCGGGACGACGUUGUCGGAGAUGCGGGAGCUGCUAGCGACGGCUCCCUCGCGGCUAUGCUGCCGGCUAGCAGGCCACCCGUACCCGUGUCUCCGUUACACCUCGUCUCGGGAAGAAACCCCGUCAACGGCGAGGCUUCUCCGGGCUCUAAACGAGGCAGGGGGAGGCCGAAGAAAGAACCGACUGCUGCUUCCUCCGACUAUGGCAACAAUAAUAACACUCACCACGGCGAUGCUAACGAAAGCGAAGGGCUGUUAGCAUGCUCCAUCUGCGGGAAGAUGUUUACAGACGCGGCUCAACUGCGGAGCCACGAGGCGGAGCACGGAGCUUUCGGUGGCGGAGGUAUCAGUGGUGGUGGUGGUGGAGGAGGAGCAGGAAGAGAGCUGCUGGUCCCCCCCGCGGACCUGGCCCCAGCGGUCGCCCCGCAGGUGAUCCACACACAAGCAGGGCCGCACGAAAACGGGCUGCCCCCGCCGCCACCACCACCACCACCACCACACAGCGCCGCCGACGGCCACCGCAAGCGGGAGCGGACGCGCAGGCAUGUGGGCUGCGAUCUCUGCGGGAAAGUCUUCAGAGACGUGUACCACCUCAACCGGCACAAGCUGUCACAUUCCGGGGAGAAGCCGUACGCUUGCCCCGUGUGCGGCCUGCGCUUCAAGCGUAAGGACAGGAUGUCUUACCACGUCCGCUCUCACGACGGCUCCGUGGGAAAACCCUACGUGUGUCAGAGCUGCGGGAAGGGCUUCUCCAGGCCAGAUCACCUAAAUGGACAUAUAAAACAGGUACACACAACAGAAAGACCUCAUAAAUGCCAGAUUUGCAAUGCAUCAUUUGCAACAAGGGAUCGUCUUCGAUCACACCUGGCAUGCCAUGAGGAUAAAAUACCAUGCCAAGUAUGUGGAAAGUUCUUACGGGCUGCCUACAUGACAGACCACCUGAAGAAACACAGCGAUGGACCUCACAACUACUGCAACAUAUGCAAUAAAGACGGGCAGGAGAAUGCUGGGAAAUGCCACCAUCAGGAUUCUGAUGGUUCAGACGCUGCGUUUGGGGAACUCUCGAACGGGACAGAGCUGAAGCACGAGCAUAAAGCAGAAGGUGAGGAACUAGAGGUGACUUCUCUGAUCUUCAAUGGGGAGGCUGAUGGCCCAGCGGCGACACCCUGCAGCUCCAAGCAAAAAACGGACCCAGAAAAGAAGUUUGCCUGUGGCGAAUGUGGCCAGACCUUCCGCACAAAGUCUUACCUCAACAAGCACCACCAGCGGGUGCAUAAGAAACACAGUGGGACGGGGUCCAGCCUUGGGGAUCUGGGCUCGCCCUUUUCGCCCCAACAGAACAUGUCGCUACUGGAGUCGUUUGGGUUUCAGAUCGUCCAAUCAGCUUUCGCCUCUUCACUAGUGGACUCUGAGGUUGGGAGCAGUGUUAUGGGUUUAGGAGACAAGUGACUCUCUUGUGAAAGAGAUAUGUUUGUACUUUCUGGACUGCCACAAGUUUGAGUUACUGCUUUUCUACUUUUCAUCAGUGUCAUCGUAGACUACUUUGUCUUUUGUGUUUCAUACCGUCGACUUGUUUUUGUCAGUUUGAACGUACAUGUUUGCCAAUAUGUAUUCCAUUCUGUUUUCUCGUUGGCGCGAUUUCAGCUAACUACCUUCUCCAUUUCCUGUGUCAUAGUUUGUUCCAGAGAUUAAGUCGAGCCACUGGUGGUUUGGGCUGUUAGACUAAUGUUAACACAAUUGAAUUCUUGAUUUUUUUGCUUGACAACCUUUCAGCUGCUGAGGCUGAUCAUUAGACUUAAGACGAUUAUUGGGUUAAAAAAAUCUCAAUAACCCUGCCUGUCUAAAGUCAUUAAGUUUAAUCAUCAUUAAUCACUUAAAUUUAAUCCACACCUGCUAUUGCUACUUUUAUUUUAAUUUUAUUUUGCAUCAUGGAUACUUGCCAGAAGGAUUGUUUUGGGUUACAUGACAGUGCAUGUGAGUUUUGAAUAUUCAGCAGGGACCAAUUUCAGGUAUGACUAAGAUAUUGCAAGAAAUGAAGAGUAUAUUUUAUUAACUUAUUGAUAUUAGUGUCCCAGUCUUCUUUAUGAAAUGGUUUAUAUAAAGUUGUUCAGAUUUAGAUUUGUGCUGUGCUGGUAUUUCUUUGAGCUGUAUGUCUGACAAGAGGCCCGCAAAAGAGCUUCUGUAUGUAUGUGUGUUUUUUUUUUUUUUUUUUUUUUUUUUUGUGUAUGUGAGGUGUGUUUGUGAGUGAGAGAGAGACAGCUUGAUUGUUUUGUGUGUUUGUGUGUGCACCUGGUCUCUUUAUCUUCAGAAUGUAAUAUAAUCAGAGGGCUUUUUUUUAAUAUAUCAGAUUUUUUUCUAUGAUGUUUCUAUACAUUCCUGCUUAACUUAAGAGUUCCUAUCAUGACAUGUGUAUAAUGUUCACACACGUAAAAAAUGUGUAUAUAUAUAUCUAUGGCCAAUAUUGUUCGUUUGUUUAAUCUAUGUGAAUGGGGUCCUUGUAUAUAAGCUUUCCUUGGCCUUCUUGGAGGAAUGGGUGUUCGACUUUGAGCAAAGAGCCUAAGUUAUAUUAAGUUGGUACCGGUAAAUCCCUACAUUUGUUUUUUCUUUUUUUAUUUGUGCAGGUGCUGGGGUGUGUUAUCAUAAUCAAAAAACUGUUUUUGUGUGUGAGUUUCAGUAAUUGUGUCAGUAUUCCUUAGUUUCAGAUCAGAUGGCAACACAUUUAAUAUAUCCUCCAGGUACUGGAGUAUACUGUAUAGCAUAGUAUACUGCUACAGUAUGCUGCUACUGUGGGCAUAUGAUACCUGGCAGCACAGUCUGCUACCAGGUGUUUUAAGAAAUAAUGAUAAGUAAUUAAUAAAAUGAAUUACAUUAAUAAUGUCUCAUUUCAGAUAUUACAUUGUAUGGGUUUUAGUUUCUACAUAGGUUUGGACAGUUGAUAUGUAAUCUGAGAAGGUAUACAGUCAAAUUUGCUUUGCAUUUACCUUCUGGUUAGUAUACCUUUAUAUAAGGUACAGAGAAGAGACUUUUUUCAUGACAGCAUUUUUCUAAGUUGCUUUGACUAUUCUGCUUGACUUUUUUUUCGAGCAGAUUGUUUCUGAAAUUAAUAAAAUUAAUCUGACAGUGUAGAGAUCAUCAUUAAUUCAUGUUCAGUCACCGUCUCUUGACUCCAGUUCUAGCAGGCUGAAUUGAGUGCUUUCCUCAUUUUAUUUGCUGAAUGAAAGUGGGCCUUGGGGACAAUUCAAUGCUUAAUGGUUUAUUAUAAUUAUUUGUUGCCUCAUAUUUUGGGUGGGACAUUGUGUCACUGGAAGUGUUUUUCUUUCCUCAGUCACUGUGUAUGUCUGUUUUUUUUAUGCGUUUUGUGCGUGCACGCAAAUUCUGCUUACAUUUUUGUAUAUUCGUAUGUUGCAAAGUGCCUUCCCAGUACUGAUUGUGAACUGCGAAAAUCUGUCAUUAUAAGGACCGUCUUAAGAACAGUGUACACAGAGAAAGUGACACUUUUGUAUAAAGACAUGCACAUAGAACAAAAUGUACAUUUGUAUGUAUGUUUGGGAUUCUAUCUUUGUUCUCUGACAAAGAAAUAGUUUCUUUGCAAUUUAUGUCUAGAGUUUCAUUGAUUUUUGGACAUUUGGAUAUAGGCAUACUUUUCUAUUGAUGUUUGUUUUUGUACACUGUUUUGUGUCUCUGUUUAUUUGCUACAGAGAUGAGUAUAAAAUAAAAUUGUAUUUGAGAA